Messenger RNA from Closterium sp. Yama58-4, 1590 nucleotides. NCBI's taxonomy places the organism in Eukaryota, Viridiplantae, Streptophyta, Zygnematophyceae, Desmidiales, Closteriaceae. The record is from the annotation of a GenBank genome assembly.
AUGGGGUCAAGUCGGGGUAGGAGAGUGGGUGGUGAUGGCAGCAGGGGAUGGUGGUGCUGCGUGCUGCUGGGAGAUGGACAGGCAUGGAAGGUGAGAGGGGCUGUGAAAUGGGCACUUACAGGGUGUAUGGGGUCAAGUCGGGGUAGGAGAGUGGGUGGUGAUGGCAGCAGGGGAUGGUGGUGCUGCGUGCUGCUGGGAGAUGGACAGGCAUGGAAGGUGAGAGGGGCUGUGAAAUGGGCACUUACAGGGUGUAUGGGGUCAAGUCGGGGUAGGAGAGUGGGUGGUGAUGGCAGCAGGGGAUGGUGGUGCUGCGUGCUGCUGGGAGAUGGACAGGCAUGGAAGGUGAGAGGGGCUGUGAAAUGGGCACUUACAGGGUGUAUGGGGUCAAGUCGGGGUAGGAGAGUGGGUGGUGAUGGCAGCAGGGGAUGGUGGUGCUGCGUGCUGCUGGGAGAUGGACAGGCACGGAAGGUGAGAGGGGCUGUGAAAUGGGCACUUACAGGGUGUAUGGGGUCAAGUCGGGGUAGGAGGGUGGGUGGUGAUGGCAGCAGGGGAUGGUGGUGCUGCGUGCUGCUGGGAGAUGGACAGGCAUGGAAGGUGAGAGGGGCUGUGAAAUGGGCACUUACAGGGUGUAUGGGGUCAAGUCGGGGUAGGAGGGUGGGUGGUGAUGGCAGCAGGGGAUGGUGGUGCUGCGUGCUGCUGGGAGAUGGACAGGCAUGGAAGGGUGUAUGGGGUCAAGACGGGGUAGGAGAGUGGGUGGUGAUGGCAGCAGGGGAUGGUGGUGCUGCGUGCUGCUGGGAGAUGGACAGGCAUGGAAGGUCGCCCUUGUCCAGGUACCACCUCCCCCCAGCCACCUACAGAAGCCACCCCUUCCACCGAGUCAUCUCCCUGGCUGCUGUGCCGCACCGGCCUGGGUGGGUGCUGGGGUGCUCGCAUGGCGGCUCUGUUGCCCUCUGGGAUGUGGAUCGGCGUGUGCUCCUGAGUGCAUGGCACAGCCUUGCACACUCCAUUCUCAACCUACACGUUUGCUCGCUCUCCUCCGCUCCUGCGGCUGCUGAUUCUGCCGGUGCUGCUCCUGCUGGUGCUGCUCGUGUUGAAAAUGCUCAAGGGUUGGGGAAGCAAGCAGACAAGGAAGGGAACGGGGGGAUAGAGGGGCUGGAAUUGCUGCUGUUGCUGGAAACGGGGGAAAGUGCGGAGAGCAAGCAAACGGAGAGCAAGCAAACGGAGAGCAAGCUAACGGAGAGCAAGCUAACGGAGAGCAAGCUAACGGAGAGCAAGCUAACGGAGAGCAAGCUAACAGAGAGCAAGCUAACGGAGAGCAAGCUAACAGAGAGCAAGCAAAAGGAGAGCAAGCAACAGCAGGACAGCGAGCGACAAAACGUGAUGCUCGAAGAAGAGUGCAAGAUCACGGUAUCAACAGCGAGUGUGGGGAACAGUCAACAGAGGGUGGUGGUGCGGGCGCCAUACUUACAUUUAGGCGCACACAGGCUGGCGUUUCUGAGCGCGAAAGGGAUGGUGGUGGGGAAGAGAAUCGCAGACAGGCAUCUUGUGGAGCAGCAACUGUUAGGGCCUCAGGGAAGCACAAUCUGCUGA